AUCAUGAAUUUUUGUUGACACUAAAAAUAGCCCGUGUUUCCAAUAUAAAUUUGUAGAAAAGCCUCCGAAUUUUCAGCUUCUCAGAUUUAUAGAUCAUCGAAUAGCUUUACUAUGAAAUUCCUUUCUGUUUUGGCUGCUUCUGUUGCCUUGGCUUCUGCAUCCAAUGUCUCUAAAUACAAUGCUCUUAAGAAUAUGAUGAAGAGAGAAGACGCGUGCAGUGGAAGUUGUAUUGAGAUGCAAAACACUGUCGACACAUGUUAUCCUAAUGAUUCUGACGAUGACGAUCCAACUGUUCUUGCUUGUGUUUGUGGUCUCGACGAUACUUUCUACGAUCAAUUAAGUGACUGUGCCCAGAACUGUCAACAUAUUAGUGCCGAAGCUAGCAGAGAGUUUGGUGGCCAACUUGACCCUGCCAGUUUGAGAAAGUUUUAUUGUAAUCAAGCUGCUCAAGCCUCUGCCGGUGACAUCCCAACUGGCGCUAAUGGAGACCAAGAUUAUCCAGCUGCUACUGAUGAAGCCACUUUUGCUGGUGAAGAUUCUGGUGAUGACUCGGGCAACGGCUAUUUCUCUGCUGCUGCCACUGGCAUUUACACUGAUGCUAAUGCUGGCUCUGAUAGCAAUGCUGGUGGCAGAUGGGCUACUGCUUACACCAGUGGUGGCACUGUUAUUCUUACCUACAUCCAAAACUCCAUUGCUACUGAUGCAAAUGUCGCUGAAAUUGCCCCUACCCAGUCUGUUUCCAAGUCUGCAUCCAAGUCCGAUAUCAAACAAACCACUGCUGCUGCUGCUGCUCAAAGUGAACAAUCUACUAUUGCUUCCUCCUCCACCGAACAACCAAAGAGUGAAUCAAGCAUUACUACUACCUCUGCUGCUUCUGCUUCCAAGACUGAACAAAGCAGCAGUACCACCACUGCCCAAAGUAGUUCCAAGGAGCAAACUUCAUCCAAGACCGAAUCUACUUCUGCUGAAACCAAGACUACUAACGGUGCGGAAACUGUGGGUGUUUCUUUGAUUUCGUUAAUGGCUAUUGCAUUACUUUAAUUUAUAGAGUUAUAGAGUUAUAGAUAGAAUUAAUUUUGUUUAUUGUUAAUAUCUUCAGCUGUA
Molecule: messenger RNA, 1104 nt
Organism: Spathaspora passalidarum NRRL Y-27907
Lineage: Eukaryota; Fungi; Ascomycota; Pichiomycetes; Serinales; Debaryomycetaceae
Exons: 1
Coding region: 112-1041 (309 amino acids)
Source: RefSeq, a predicted model, not a curated record